CCCCCGGGCAGGAGGGGCGGAGCCGCCGCGGCCCGAUCGGGAUCGCGACCGGUACCGGGAUGGGGAUCGAGUCCGGACCCGGUCCCGGCCGCAACGCGGGGUCAUGGCAAGACAUGUCGGCGCAGGCGCUGGAGGAUCAGUACUCGCCGAGCCGCUGGUCCCCCCGCCUGGACCCGGACACCGUCAUCGAGGCGCACCUCGCCGGGACGGCGGCAGGAACCCAACGGGCCCGGGCCAGCGGCCAGACCUCGCUGCAUGUUCCGUACGGCGCCGGGGCGCGGGAGCAGCUGGACAUCUAUUUCCCCACCGACCCCACUGGCACCUUCCCGCUCCUGGUCUAUAUCCACGGCGGAUACUGGCAGUGCUUGAGUAAAGAUGAGUCGGGGUUCGCAGCCCCCCCACUGGUGUCACGGGGUGUGGCGGUUGUGGCAGUGGGCUAUGACAUAGCCCCUGAAGGCCACAUGGACGUCAUGGUGCAGCAGGUGCGGCGCAGCCUGGCCUUCCUGGUGCAGAAGUACCCCAGCACCAGGGGCAUUUACCUGUGUGGACACUCAGCGGGGGCCCACCUGGCAGCCAUGGUGUUGUCCACAGACUGGACAGAGUACGGAGUGACACCGAACAUCAAAGGAGCUGUGCUGGUGAGUGGCGUGUAUGACCUGGAGCCCAUCCUGCGCACCUAUGUCAACGAUGCGCUGGGCAUGACAUGGGAGGUGGCCCAGAGGAACAGCCCCAUGCUGCGCGUGGCCCCUGCAGCACCCGCAGCUGCUGCCUGCCAGGUGCUGGUGGUCGUGGCCCAGCACGACUCCCCGGAGUUCCGCCGGCAGUCGCAGGAGUACGGCCAGGCCCUGCGUGCAGCUGGCUGGUCAGUCUCUCUGCUGGAUAUCGCUGGUGUGGAUCACUUUGAUGUCAUUGAGAAGCUGUCGGAGGAGAACUAUGUCCUCACCCAGGUGAUUCUGAACAUGAUUUCAAGAGCUUGAUGGCAAGUUGGGAGCAAACGAAGGUGGGAACCACAGCCCUGUGUGCCAGUGCCAGGCUGCCUGGGCACACCCUGCCCUCCUCCAGCCAGGACAGCAGCUUAUAAUAGAUUCUCGCCGGGGCAUUCCUGCCCAUCUGGAGCUCAGGGCUGGCAGGCCUGCAGGCUGGUCUGGACAACAGGGUGAUGAUGUCUGUUCUCUCAGUUUCCUUUAAACUGCUUACUGCCAAUACAAAAUAAAAUAUCAGUAAUGGC
Messenger RNA from Apus apus (common swift), 1228 nucleotides. RefSeq names its product arylformamidase (gene AFMID). Lineage: Eukaryota; Metazoa; Chordata; Aves; Apodiformes; Apodidae. The record is from RefSeq and is a predicted model, not a curated record. Bases 60 to 977 code for a protein of 305 amino acids. The transcript has 11 exons. Gene Ontology annotation, molecular function: arylformamidase activity.